Messenger RNA from Portunus trituberculatus (swimming crab), 1140 nucleotides. It is a transcript of the gene U2A, whose product is annotated as U2 small nuclear ribonucleoprotein A'-like. Gene Ontology annotation, biological process: mRNA splicing, via spliceosome. Lineage: Eukaryota; Metazoa; Arthropoda; Malacostraca; Decapoda; Portunidae. The record is from RefSeq and is a predicted model, not a curated record. The transcript has 6 exons. Bases 91 to 837 code for a protein of 248 amino acids. Gene Ontology annotation, molecular function: U2 snRNA binding; protein binding. Gene Ontology annotation, cellular component: U2 snRNP.
CAGGUCGGGACCAGCGUGAGGUAAACAAACGUUGUGGUGGCGGCAGGCGUGUACUUGACUGUUUGAACACGCUGACGUUACACUGCAGCCAUGGUGAAACUAACUCCAGAACUUAUCCAGCAGUCUUCCCAGCACAUCAACCCACUGCGGGACCGAGAGUUGUCCCUCCGAGGCUACAAAAUUCCUGUCAUUGAGAAUCUCGGGGCCACACUUGACCAGUUUGACAUUGUAGACUUCAGUGACAAUGACAUCCGCAAACUGGACGGCUUCCCUCUCCUCAAGCGCCUCAAGACUCUGCUCUUAAAUAACAACAGAAUAGUGCGAAUUUCUGAGUCUCUGUGUGAGUCGCUGCCAAACCUGCAGAGUCUCUUCCUGACCAACAACCUGGUGCAGGAGCUCGCUGACCUGGACAGCUUGGCAGGCCUCAAAAAGCUUGAGUAUGUCUCCUUCCUAGGUAACCCAGUCACCACUCGGGACCACUACCGCCUCUACCUCAUCAACAAAGUCCCUCAGGUACGAGUGGUGGACUUUAGGCGAGUGCGAAUGAGGGAGAGGGAGAUGGCCAAGAAGCUCUUCAAGAGCAAGCUGGGAAAGGAGAUUCAGAAGGAGGCCAAGAAGGUCCGGACUUUUGUGCCAGGAGCGACGGGCACCACCGACACACGGCCUCCUAUGGGCCAGAUGAGCUCGGAGGACCAGGCUGCCAUUCGCCAGGCUAUCAGCAGCGCCCGCUCCAUGGAGGAGGUGGAGCGGCUUCAGCACAUGCUCCGCACAGGCAACAUCCCCAGCCGCUCCCAGCCCACCAGGCGACGACACCCAGACGAGGAAGAGGAAAACUGAGGUGUUGGUAUCAGCACGCAGGGAUGAAGGUGAUAGAUUCAAUUAUUUUUAAAUACAUGAGGCACUGCUACCUGUUCCUUGUAGUUUAAUUAGUGCUCAUUAGGGGUCACUUCAAUUUGGUAAGUAUAUUUUGUAACUGAAAUACUGCAAUGUUGGGCCGAUCCACCAGAUACUGGUGAUAAGAACAGAUACUUGGGUGAUGCUCAACAUGGGUACAUUAUUUGAAUUGCUCAUUUAAUUAUUGUCAUUGAUUGGUUGAGAAGCAGAUUACUACAAUUGUUUUGAAUAAAAAUUUGUCCCUUA